CUGAUUGCAAAAAAAGUGAAAAUGCUUGGCUAGCAGCUGCUUCGAAAAAUUCUCAACUGCAGCAGAAACAAAACCAGCAUAGCUAUUAAAACCAAACACUUAGGAAAUAAAAUUCUGUUUGAAAAUAAAUUACCUGAAAAUGUAGUUGGACUGCGUACACGGUUUUGUCUGUUUUGGAGAGCUAACAGCUUGUUAGCUGCUCGUGGUGAGCAGGUAGCGGUGGCACGGAGCUAGGUCCGGGCAGAGCAGGGGUGCGAUGGAGUACCACUCCGGUGGCAGCCUGCCCCUGCUGGGGAGACCGCGGUACUGCCCCGGGGCCAACGCUAACGGAGGUUACCUGUGUGAGACGGGACACUGCUGCGGAGAGACCGGCUGCUGCACCUACUACUACGAACUCUGGUGGUUCUGGCUGCUGUGGACCGUCCUCAUCUUGUUCAGCUGCUGCUGUGCUUACCGACACCGUCGAGCCAAACUGAGAGUUCAGCAGCAGCAGAGACAGAGAGAGAUCAGCCUGCUGGCCUACCACGGAGCCAACUCCUACCCGUCAUCCAUGCUGGACCUCAGUUUCUUAGCAUCGCUGAAGCUGCCGUCCUACGAGGAGGUGGCGGCUCAACCCUCAACCCCUCCUCCACCCUACAGCUCCGUGUUCACCACCCCACGUUACCCGCAGCCCCCCCGCACCGCCGACCCCCACCUGCUCACGCAGCACGACCCGCUGCUGCACCGGCCGCUCAGCGACGGUCCAUCCUCCCUCAGCUCAGACAACAGCUCCAGUUGUUCCUGUGACUCCUGCUGCCCCUCCUCUCCAUGUAGCUCCUCCUUAUCGGCACCCGUCACGUACGAGACUGACACAAGCCAUGCCACCACGCCCAGCGAAGCUGCGCCCCUCACUCUCGAUGUCACCAUGGAGACCAUCACUGCGGUGGCAACCUGUUUGGAGGCAGAUGAGAGACGAUUUGUUUCUGAGAGAAUGGUUGCCUCAGUGGCCAUUGACAUCGGUGAUGAGGACGCUGCCAAGGCAGAGGAAACUGUUGCUACGGACUCAUCUGUUCCCAACAAGGCUGUUACUGUGGCGGUUGUUACCCGGGUGGCCUCACCUCAGCCUCUGCCCUCUCCUGGUUCAGAGGUGGCUCUUCCUGUUGUAACUCCAUCUCCCACAAAGCAACAGCUCGACCUAGCACCAUCUACCCCAAUAGUCAGCACAGGUAGCCCAGUUACACUCCCUAGCCCAAGUGGUCUUGACACCACACUCCCCCUCAUCCAAGUAAUGAGCACUGAAGGUCAAGCUGAGGGCCCCGAAACUACCCCUGCCCCCAAAAUCACCUCAAUGUCAGGCCCUUCUACCCCAACAGCCAGCACUUCUGACAGCACCAAAACCCUCAAAACCCUCGAUCUAACGGGAUCUUUUGAUACAGCCAAUGUUCCCAGUAGCCCAACCUCAGUACCAACUCCAGAUGUUGGAAGAACUUUGGCCUUAAUAACAGGCUCUGCUGGUCUUGCAAGCCCAGACCCAAAUCCUAGCCUUGUGCCAGUUCCGGCACCCUCAAACCUUACCCAAGCUCCAGUACUUGCAAACUCUACCCAAGUUCUUGAAACAGUACCCACAAAUCUUAUCCCUCUUCCAGUCCCAGUACCUUCAGACCUUACCCAUUUUCCAGAAGCAGUACCUUCAAACCAUACCCAAGCUCCAGUCCCAGUACCUUCAAACCAUAACCAAGUUCUAGAGCCAGUACUUACAAACCUGAGCACGCCUCCAGUCCCAGUAUCUUCAAACCUUACCCAAGUUCCAUUCCAUGUACCCUCAAACCUUACCCAAGAUCCAGAACCAGUACCUUCAAACACUACCCAAAGUCCAGAACCAUUACCUACAGACCUUAACCCCCUUCUAGGCCCAAUACUUACAGACCUGACCCAAGCUUCAAACUCAGUAUCUUCAACCAUUACCCUUGUGCCAAACCUGCAACCCAAAAUCCCCAUAGUCCCAGACUCUGAAACUAGCCUCAUUCUAAAACCUGCACAUUCAAACCUUGUCCUUGCUACAGAUGCGGCUACUUUAGCCCAUUGCCAGAUUCCAGAACUGUCACCUGGGUUGGGUCAAGCCCCGGUUCCUCAAAGCCCAACAUCAAGCUUGCCCCAAAACCCAGGGUCUGUCACUCUUCUCGUAUCUUGUCCAGAUUCAGCCUCAGUGCCAGCCAAGACAGGUCCCUCUUUGGUUCUGUCUCAAUCGUCAGAGUCAGAACUUACCCGACCAUUACCAACAAAUGUCCAGGUCGGUACUGGAUCAGACCAACUGUCCGCACCUGCCCCAGUGCUCACUUUGCCAACACCUGUGUCCUCCCCUUCUUCCUGUCCAGCCAUAACCAUAGAGUCUGAAUCUUCCUUCACUCCCUCUCCUCCUGCAGCCCUCUCCCAAUCUUCACCCCCAUCUCUUCCUUCACCUCCUUCCCUCGCCACCCCUCCACCCACAUCCUCUACAUCCCUCCAAGCCCCAGCUUUACUCCUAGACCCCCUCACUGCAAUGCACCAGUCCAACAAAGGCGGAUCUUCCUCUGGCCACGCUUCCUCCCUCUCCCCCUCGCCUCGUGCGACUCAGUCUCCUCCAAAACAGACUCUCUUUUCCCCCUGCGUGGAUGUCUUUGAACCUGGACCUCCCAGCUGGGACGACGGAGACGAGGAACAGGAUGACGAGGACAAUGAUGAUGACGAAGAUGAGGACAUGGGAGCCGAUGAGAGCCAGUACAGACAUCGGAGACUUACUGGCGACUCCGGCAUCGAGGUGUGCAGGUGUCGGGUAGAGGAGGAAGACGAUGAGGAAGAGGAAGAGGAGAAAGAAGAAGAUAAAAGGGAUAAAAAGGGAGGUGGAAACACUGAUCUCCAUGACAGUGUGGACUGUCCUGCCAGGGGUCAGAUAACCACAGGUGAAGGACUUAUGCUGUGCAACUCCACCUCCACCACCACACCAACAUCCGAAGAUGGCAGCGAAGUCGUCAUCGUCAUGGAGACGGUGUGAUUGACAGAAGUGCGUGUAUCAAACCAUCCAGACAAGGGAUGAAGUUAUGAUGGUGUCCUCCCUUGAAUUUUUUUUUUUUUUUUUGUUCUAAAGCGGGGAGGUUUUGACGACUGUGAUUGUGAAUCAGUUAUGUCACAUUAAUGAAUAUCACUCAUUCAGCAUCCGUUUGUCACACCAGCAGAGGUGCCAGAUGUUAGGAAAAGUUUCAACAAGAAGCAGCAGCUCAUUGCAACACGGUUUCUGCAUCUGUGGUUUGGAAUUUUAGCCAGAUGUGGUUCAGAAGUUUCUGCAUGUUGAUGCAGAUUGAAUCCACAAAUACUGUGCUACAGAACUGGUGUCAGCAAUUUGUGAAAUGUCAAGAUUAGGAUGCCUUAUUCCCAUUUUGAUCCCAACAAAAGUUUUGCAGUUUACUCACAUUAAGCAAUCCACCAUUAAUUAACUUUGGAGAGUUGUUUAUGAACCGAGAGCGAGCUGUAGCAGCUUGUUGUGAAGCGUAGACCCAUUCAGUCGUGUUGUCAGUCAGGGUGAAUGAUCUGAAAGGGUGAAUUUGUUUUUGGAGGUUAAGGUGACACAGCUUUAGUGACUAACUUUUGGCUCUAGUCUCCAAAAGUGAUGUGAUGCUUAAGAAUAGUCCAUCAAAGAUAAUCUCUGGAGUAACAUUUAGUGUUUUUCAUUGAAAGAGGACUCAAAACUUUGAAUUAACUUCCUUCUUCAUGAAACAAUACUGAUGUUUCAACUGGAACUCCACUAAUUUUGCAUUUACCCGGCAGAAAAGGUCCUAUAAAAGACACUGUUUAAGUGGCAUUAUGGAAAGUGAGAUCCAGUCACUAAAACCUUGGCCUUUACACUCUCGAAAAAAAUUAUCCAUUUUGUAAAUAGAACUUGGAAACUCAAAUUUUUCUGAAAUCCAAUUUUGUGCAUAUUAAUUCAGACAUCAUUACAGGUGAUUAAAUGCUUAUUUAUGGAUAUAAUUCUCUUUGUUCAUCCAGGGUGGGGUUUUUUUAACCCACACAUGACCAAUUCUGAACUCAUACAACCGUCUGGUCCAAUGACGUUAACAAGUCAAAAACAUGAAUCUUUCCCUUUGCCGCGUGAAACAAGGUCGCCUCAAAGUGCAUCACACCCUCUGACAGAAAUGACGCUUUCUGUCUUACGUCCGUCCUUUGCAAACAACACAGGAACUUUAAAUAGUUGACAGCAGAAGACACUUUGUUUGACUUGGGUAAUGAUGUAGGUUUGGAAACGUGCCGGAGACAAACUGGCUGUUUUGGAAGCGAAGAUUGACUGAUGUAGGCGGGUGAUUCACUCUGACUGACAGAGGGAAGACUGAUUCAUUCAUUUGAGGGGACGUUUUGAUGAAGAAGUCUGUCAGGAGAGCGGAAUUAGGUGGGUAGUCUCUGAAACGGGAGAGACAGUUUCUCAGAUUUGAUCCUGCAGGGAAGGUUUCAGGGUUGUCAGAUCGGUUGGUUUUCUGUGCGUCAGUCUUUCGGCACAGAAAGCGUUUGCAUAACUGGGAAUCAACAAUGGGCACUCUUAGACAGAAACAAAGCACCAAACAAGAGACAGGAGCACGUCAUCAUUCCCGUCUUUGUCUCUUUUGAGAUCAGAAACAACAAUACGCUGUUAACAACGCAAAAUCUACAUUCAGUCUGAAAUAUUCUCUUUCACUUUGUGCAUCUCUCCAUUUACAGACACAUUACUUUUUUUCCAUUCAGAACCUUUAAUUCUACUGAUUGAUUGAUCAAUUAACGGACUACGUUUACAAAAUUCACCUAAAAAGUUACUUUAGAUCCUUAAAAUGACGAAUCCUGUCAAAGAAUUGAACAAAUAAUUUAGGAUUUAUUUUCAAGCCGCUGUUCCAACAUGUUGACGUUUCAUACGCUGUCAGAUUGAAGGACGUGUCAAUAUUUUGUGACAAAAAGACACAAAAAGAGAGUAUAUUUUGUCAAUGAUGUGUGUGUAGUACAUGCCAGUGUGUUUGAAGUCACCUUAGAAUAUGUAAUUAGUGAAGAGCAAUAUUUUUCAUCAGCAAGUGUCUGUGUAUAAAUAGGAGCUUGCAGUGACACAAGAUUGUACCCGAACGUGGGGGCAUUGCAACGUCAUCUUCAAAAGCAAAGAUGCAGGCAAUAUCAUGUGUGUUCCCCGUGUAACUACGACUACCGCUGCGGUCACCUGACGAUUGUUUCAGUCCUGGAUAUCACUGAGUCGACCCUCUCUGAUGUAAAGACGUGUGGUUGACUGAUCUCUAAAGCCUGCGUCCACGCUGCAUUACAACGCGGACUUCACCACCCAUUUGUUGCAAAGGAUGAUGCUUUGCCGACAGAGCCACCAGUAGGACGGACAAAGCUUUGCCACCGAGAGGACGUCUCGUGACGCCAGUAGCGGCAAACAGGGCGGACAAUUCCCUUGUCAAACUCUGAUUGACACCUGGAUGUUCACUAUAAGUUUUGGUCGCCAGAUUUGAAACCAACGUGCACACGGAUCCAGUUUUUAAACCUUUUGUGGCUAAAGUCAUGGAUAUUGGAAUCUGGGUUUGACCAGAUUUUGGACAGCUCAUCUGAGUCCCAGGUGGCGUCAGCAAAACGUCUCAUUGAAAACGUUGUUUCAAUUGGACCCAAACCUGUGGACUAAGAGUUAAUUGGAAGGACCUCCUCGAGGAAGCUCAAGGGUGAUACCAAGCUGUUGAUGUUGUGGUUGAUGGUGUUUUUUUGUUUACCUGAACUAAUAAUAUAUCUCCAUGGUUACAGAGUGCCAUUUCUACUUGACAACUGUUACUACUUAGCAUUAGAUAGAGCCGUUCUCGCUCUGUGUGGGUGUGGACUUUCGAACCAGAGUGACUGAAGAAAUGUUGUCUAAAAUCUGUCUGUUGUAGCUCGGGUUCCCCAAAAAGUCUGCAGCUCUGAGAUCGGCCACGUAAAGGGAAACACAGCCCGUUCUGGCAUUAUUUAUUUAUGAUUUUAUCCAAAUGUCUUCACAAAGAGACUGUUGACCCAGACAACUUUUACAUGUGCAAAAUAUUCCAAAAAGGACAUUACUCCUACUAAGUUGUUUGCACUUCUAAUGAAAGAAGUAGAUUACACUGAUAUUCCUGUUAACAUGCAGCGGUGCAUACUUCAAUAAAACGUCCUGUCUCCUAGAAAUUGUUCAUAAUGUUCAUAUACAACAACUUUAAAAAAGCAAAAAUGUUUUGAGUAGGGAUGGUAACAAUUAAGUGAUGAUUGAUUAAUUGGAAUUUAAUCAAACAUGAUAUUUAAUCGAUUAAUCGACAGGCUGUGAAAUGCUGUCAAAAUAUAUGUUGCUGUGAGC
Plectropomus leopardus (leopard coralgrouper) is the source of this 6316-nucleotide messenger RNA. The record is from RefSeq and is a predicted model, not a curated record. Lineage: Eukaryota; Metazoa; Chordata; Actinopteri; Perciformes; Serranidae.